Messenger RNA from Pelodiscus sinensis (Chinese soft-shelled turtle), 2907 nucleotides. It is a transcript of the gene PRR5L, whose product is annotated as proline rich 5 like. Gene Ontology annotation, cellular component: TORC2 complex. The record is from RefSeq and is a predicted model, not a curated record. Lineage: Eukaryota; Metazoa; Chordata; Testudines; Trionychidae. Gene Ontology annotation, biological process: TORC2 signaling.
AGUCCCGCUCCCGCCCGAAGAGGACUCCAGCUAACCAGAACAAACAGCGGGGAGCCCCGCCGCCACCCCCCGCGUGAGAAAAGCUGCAACGCCACCCAACCCCUGCGCGCUGCUGCUGCUGCAUUCCGGCUGCAAGGUGUCCGAGAGGAGCCGCAGCUACUUCCCCUCCCCACCCGCCGCGAAUAGCGGCCAGGGAAAACCCCAGCGAGCUUUUCACCUGGCUCCGCAGUACACUGGGGCUCAGCCCUGGCCGCGCUCCGCGGGACGCUGGGGGGAGACCAGCUCCUCUGGUGCACGCAUCCGAGACCUGCCUGCACCAAGGGACCGCCCCCUGGCCCCCUCUUAAAGUCACACACAAAGCCAGCAUGUGGGGCCUUUGGUUUGCCCCCCAGCGCCGCGCUCCUCCAAACGCCCACCGGAGGCUGGAGGCGACUGCAAACGCGCGUCUGCCAACGCGCCGCGGCAUUUCCAAAGGGUUUGUGUUUAGCAACGCAAAGCCCGUGACCCUCCUUGGCAGUCCAGGCAGGCGCUGUUCCGGGUGAGCUUUAGCGGUGCAGACUCACAGCCCCCGUGCACGGUGCCCCUCAGCCAAAUCUCCCCCCGCCCAAAGUUUUGUCUGGUCGCCUUUGUUACUUGAAUGUCCCGCCUGAGCCGCGGUGCUGCGGCAGGGGGAGGCGUGUGAAACUCUUGCAGCCUUUUCUCUCUCUCUCCUUUUUCUUUAAAGACCAAAGCGCUUAAACUUCCUGAAAUUGUUGAAUUGCAGCCGAGCGGACUUUUCUUCUUCCCCCCUGGGGCUCGAAACUAACAGAUCGAGGCAGGCUCCAAAACAGAGAGAGAAACCAGCAGCAGCGCGUUUCCUUUAGGGGACUCCCUGGACUUUCCCCUCUACCCCCUUUGCCUCUCCUGGGAGGAGCCCCGCAAAGGGCACAUUGUAAAAAUAAGACCUGGACCGGAGCCAGCAAGCGUAACAUUCGCAGUGACAGUGGUCAGAUCGCGGCGGAUAAAGUAGGAAUUCCUUCACCCGCUGAUGUGAAGAGUCUCAGGAAGGAGCUGAAAUAUUUCCAGCAGCUGUUGGUUGUUGCAUCUUAUCUCCGUCUCCAAACGCCUCGAUGCAGCCCUAACUUACACUAAAAAAAAAGGGGCUGAACCCUUGGAUUUGAAGGAAGGAGGCCCAGUGUAUGCCAGUUAAAUCACGACCUUGAUGCCCUCCAUAGUUUAACUUUCAAGGGGAGAACACUUCUGGCCUCUCUGACACCUUUCAGUCCGACUGAAUCUAUGACUGGGGGUUCCACCCUAGCCCCACCCUUUGCUGUCCCAUUCCAGAAGAUGGGUUCAUUUCGAAGGCCCAGGCCUCGCUUCAUGAGCUCCCCGGUGCUCAGUGACUUGCCACGGUUUCAAGCAACACGCCAGGCUUUGCAGCUAAGCUCCAACUCUGCCUGGAACAGUGUUCAAACAGCAGUGAUAAAUGUGUUCAAAGGGGGAGGCUUGCAAAACAAUGAACUUUACACCCUCAAUGAAAACAUCAGACGUUUGCUAAAGAGUGAACUUGGAUCCUUUAUCACCGAUUAUUUCCAGAACCAGCUCCUCGCGAAGGGCUUGCUGUUUAUAGAGGAGAAGGUUAAGCUGUGUGAAGGCAAGGAUCGCAUUGAUAUCCUGUCUGAAAUCUGGGAUCACUUCUUCACGGAGACCCUUCCCACGCUCCAGGCAAUAUUCUACCCUGUCCAGGGUCAGGAAUUGACUAUCCGCCAGAUUGCCUUGCUUGGCUUCAGAGACUUGGUCUUAUUAAAGGUGAAAUUGGAAGAAAUUCUUCCUCUCGUCCAAACAAAGCUCCCAGCUUCCAUUGUCCAGAUGCUGCUGAUUCUACAGGGUGUCCAUGAACCUACAGGCCCCAGCAAAGGCUACCUACUGCUGGAAGAACUGGUUAAACAGGUGGUCUCACCAUACCUGGGCUUGUGUGAGGAUCACAGCUUUCCUGGUGGCACCUGCACGCUCGAGAGACGGCUUUCCAGAUGUCGUCCCAAGGCAAACCUGCUGAGCUACUCUCCCCACAGCAUGGCGGCUCGGCAGCCCAGCGAGACGGCCCUGACACCACUGACAGAGCAGGAGGGUGAAGCGUACCUGGAGAAAUGUGGCAGCAUCCGUCGCCACACUGUUGCCAAUGCUCACUCGGACAUCCAGCUCCUGGCCAUGGCCUCUGUAAUGCACACGGGGAUGGUGAUAGAAGAGCCAGACAACAGUGACAAAUGCCUCCUACUGCAGCCCGCCUUCAGCCACAGGCAAUGCUCCAGUGAGCCCAGUAUCAUUGAUGGGCCGGAGGGACUGGUAGCAACGGGCAGGCAGGAAUCUAUAGAACUGAACUGCACAUCUGUCAGCUAGAAAGAAUCCUUCCAAGGUAUCCCCUCCAGGGGAGAGAACCAUGCAUGCUAAACCAGACGAUGGGCAGUUGUGUUCCUGCUGGGAACGGUGGUGCACACAAGCCUUGGGGAUGUAUUUGCACAUGUUGUGGGAACGUUCUAUAUUCUCAUGUCUCCCUAGAUUUUUAUAUAUGAUUUCGCAGGAUCAUGGUCAGAGGAGGUACGGGGCUACUCCCAGCUGAGCAUUCAGGGCUGUCAGGGUUUCAGUGUUAAAUGCUGCUGCUGUCUCUGUCUUCUGUGGAGUUUCUUCCUGAGCUGCUCAACAUUCAAGUUCCACUGCUGUCGCUCUUCAGUUUCUUUUUCACGAAAGAAAUUAAUCUGAACAUGUUUCAAUCUCAUGCCAAACUCCUUGGUUUCCUUCAAUGGAGCCCACCCACAAUUCCCAGCAGCAAUUAGAGAGGAUUGUGCUAAAAGCUGCCUUGGUCCUUGCCGUCUAUUGCUACUGUUGGUGAUGCCUGGGUUGGGUUUUUCAUUUAAAUGUAUUGUACUCAGG